Molecule: messenger RNA, 471 nt
Organism: Emiliania huxleyi CCMP1516
Lineage: Eukaryota; Haptophyta; Isochrysidales; Noelaerhabdaceae
Exons: 4
Coding region: 1-471 (156 amino acids)
Source: RefSeq, a predicted model, not a curated record
AUGCUGCGGAAAGGGCAGAGCAAGCGUGGGCACGCAUUGGUCGGGUUCCAUGCUGCAGCCGCGAGCCCCGCGCCGCCGAUGAAGAAGCUGCGGGCCGGCAGUAGCCACGCCGACCCGCCGCUGCGCAUUGGGCAAAGCGCGAGCCCAGCAACGCCGCAAACACGGCGCUUCUCGCCGCCCAAGCAACAGCAGCAACAGUGGCAGCGAAUCUUCGCGUCGCUGGCUGUGAUCGCGGCCGAGGCGGAUGGGCUCGGGCGGGUGCUGCCUGGCGGCGCGCCGGCAAAGGAGCCUGCCGAGGCGGGGGCGAUCGGCGAGGCGGCGGUGCUCAAGGCGCUCCGCUUGCUCCUCCCGCGUCGCGGCACGGGCUGGGACGGUGCAACCGCCACUGCAACCAAGCGUUUGGCCGGCUUCACGACCUCGGCAGUCACCACGCUCCGCCCGCGCUUGGUCGCGUUGCCGUGCGGUGGCUGA